Cuscuta epithymum is the source of this 362-nucleotide messenger RNA. The record is from the annotation of a GenBank genome assembly. NCBI's taxonomy places the organism in Eukaryota, Viridiplantae, Streptophyta, Magnoliopsida, Solanales, Convolvulaceae.
CCACAUUAUCAUAUCUACUCCGGCCGUUGCACAAAAUUCGAUUAACGAGCUUUUUUUAUAUCUAUCGUUUCUUGUUGAGUAUGAAAAAGUACAGUUUGACAUUCUCCAAUGGUGGAAGGACAAACAAGGAAUGUUAGGAAUGUUAUCAAUUUUAUCGAAAACGGCAAUAGUUUCAACGAUUCCCGUGAAACAAGAGUUUAGCGAAAUCGACAACAUCUUGACAGAUUACAGAACGUGGUUGAGUGCGCAAUCUCUUGAGACACUCAUUUUCUUCCAUGAUUGGUUGAAGGCCCAUCAUCAUAGAACUGAAGAAGUUAACAUAGCACUCGACCACCACUUCAUGAAGGAAACGACAACUGACG